Messenger RNA from Dama dama (fallow deer), 9207 nucleotides. It is a transcript of the gene RPAP2, whose product is annotated as RNA polymerase II associated protein 2. Lineage: Eukaryota; Metazoa; Chordata; Mammalia; Artiodactyla; Cervidae. Gene Ontology annotation, cellular component: nucleus; cytoplasm. Bases 50 to 1876 code for a protein of 608 amino acids. Gene Ontology annotation, molecular function: RNA polymerase core enzyme binding; RNA polymerase II CTD heptapeptide repeat phosphatase activity. The record is from RefSeq and is a predicted model, not a curated record. The transcript has 13 exons.
UCUUGGGGGAAAGACGCCAGGGUCGGUUCCGACACUGACGGCGCACCCCAUGGCCGACUGGGUCGGGUCGUGCUCUGCGGGCCGCAAAGCCCGGCGUCCCCGGGCCCCCCGAGACGUCGCAGGUACCAAGCAGACAAGUGCCUUGAACCAAGAAGAUGCUUCUCAAAGGAAAGCAGAACUAGAAGCAGCUAUCAGAAAGAAGAUUGAGUUUGAGAGAAAAGCUCUACAUAUUGUGGAACAGCUUUUAGAAGAGAAUAUUUCAGCAGAAUUCCUAAGGGAGUGUGGGAAAUUCAUCACACCUGCUCACUAUAGUGAUGUCGUGGAUGAGCGUUCUAUUAUCAAACUCUGUGGCUAUCCUUUAUGUCAGAACAAGCUAGGAAUUGUACCAAAACAGAAAUACAAAAUUUCUACCAAAGCUAAUAAAGUCUAUGAUAUUACUGAAAGAAAGUGUUUUUGCAGCAAUUUUUGUUAUAAAGCAUCUAAAUUUUUUGAAGCACAAAUUCCUAAAAGUCCAGUGUGGGUUCGCGAGGAAGAAAGACAUCCUGAUUUUCAGCUGCUACAGGAAGGACAAAGUGGUCCUUCUGGAGAAGAAAUACAGUUAUGCAGCAAAGCCAUUAAAACAUCAGAUAUUGACAGUCCUGGCCAUUUUGAGAAGCAUUAUGAAUCUAGUUCUUCUAGCACUCAUAGUGAUAGUAGCAGUGAUAAUGAGCAAGACUUUGUUUCCUCCAUUCUACCAGGAAACAGACCAAAUGCAACGAGUAUAAGGCCACAGCUGCACAAAAAAAGCAUAAUGAAAAAGAAAGCUGGUCAAAAAGUUAACUCUCAACAUGAAAGCAAAGAGCAAGCAGUAGUAGAUGUCAUUGAGCAGUUAGGCAAUUGCAGAUUAGAUAAUCGGGAGAAAGCUACGGCUUGUGAACUUCCUUUACAGAAUGUAAAUACACAGAUUUCUUCAAAUAGUUCUCUGCAAGAAAAAUUAGAAGCUUCAGAAAUUUCUGAUAUUAAAUACAGUAGUUCAAAAGUAACUCUUGUAGGCAUAAGUAAGAAAAGUGCUGAGCAUUUUAAGAGGAAAUUUGCCAAAUCAAACCAAGUUUCUGGGUCAGCUUCCAGUUCAUUGCAGGUGUGCCCUGAAAUUGCAAAGGCAAACUUACUUAAAACCCUGAAGGAGACUUUGAUUGAGUGGAAGACAGAAGAAACUUUGAGGUUUUUGUAUGGCCAGAAUUAUGCAUCUGUAUGUCUAAAAUCCUCCUCAACCCCUCUGGUUAAAGAACUUGAUGAAGAUGAUACAAACUCUGACCCAGAUAGUCAUCCCCCUGCCUUGCAGGAGUUGAACAGCUUGGAUGAGUCUUUACAAUUUAGAGCCUCAGAUACAGCCAUUAAACCACUGCCAAGUUAUGAGAACUUGAAAAAAGAAACUGAAACAUUAAAUUUAAGGAUCAGGGAGUUUUAUAGAGGACGAUAUGUUUUGAAUGAAGAAACUACCAAAUCACAAGACUCAGAAGAGCAUGAUCCCACCUUUCCACUGAUAGAUUCAAGUUCUCAGAACCAGAUCAGAAAACGCAUCGUACUUGAAAAACUGAAUAAAGUAUUGCCUGGACUUUUGGGACCUCUUCAGAUUACAUUAGGAGAUAUUUACACACAACUUAAAAAUCUUGUCCAGACUUUCAGAUUAACAAAUAGAAAUAUUAUACAUAAACCUGCAGAGUGGACCUUAAUUGCUUUGGUGUUGCUGUCAAUACUGACCUCAACUCUUGGCAUUCAGAAGCUUUCUCAGGAAAAUGUGAUGUUUACACAGUUCAUGACCACCCUGCUUGAAGAACUGAAUUUAAAAAAUGAAGACCUUGAAAGUUUAACCAUCAUAUUUAGAACCAGCUGUUAACCAGAAUGGGAGCGCAGAUUCCAUCUCUGCCCGGGGAAUGAACAUCCCACGUGCCACAGGGUAGCUAAGUCCACUUGCCACAACCAGAGAAGCCUGCACACCACAAUGAAGACCCAAAACAGCCAGGAAAAAGAAAAAAAAAAAAAAAUGUAGAUACUAUCCCUUCCAGGAGGUAGAGUUAGAGAUUCUUAAACUCAGCAACUUGCUCCCAAUGAACAGCACAGGGACAGGAAGAACACCUUUCCCGAAUGAUGAAAGCCCACAUCCCCAGUGACGCCAUGUGCAUGUGUCGCCCUGACAUAUAUGACAAAAAGGGCACUUCACCUCUGUGGUGGUCUUACCCUAAAAACAACCUCAGUCUAACCAUGAGAAAAAACAAAUCAAGCUGAGGGGACAUUUCUGCAGGAAAUUUUGUGAAUACCUCAAGACAGUCAUGAAAAACAAGGAAAGAAUAAAAUGUCACAUUCUAGGGGAGCCAUGUAAACCAAAUGCAGUGUAGUGUCAUGGUCUGAACCGGAACAGGAAGAAGACAUUAAUGAAAAAACUGGUGAAAUCCAAAUACAGUCUGAAGUUUAAUUAAUAGCAACAAACCAAGGCAGUUUCUUAAUUUUAACAAAUGUAUCAUGGAAAUAUAAAAUGUAAACAAUGGGAGAAAUUGGGUGAGGGGUAAGCAGGAACUCUGUACUAUCUUUGCCACUUUCUAGAAAUCUAAAAUUAUUUCAAAAUAAAAAGUUUAUCUUUUAAAAGAUACUAACUGGAUAUGAGAAGGGAUGCAAACAUGAGACAGUCACUGCCCUCAGAAUCUUCAGCCUGCCUAUGGGAAAGGCAAGACUACAGUAAAUGACCUGAAGAGGAACAUCCAUCCUAGCAUGCCUGGGAUAGUCCCGAGUAUAUAAAUGUAAGCUCAGCAUCAUUUUUAAUUACAAGUACCCUCUUUUACUUCCAAAAGUAUUCUGAUUUAGACAUUAAAUUAUAUGAUAUUACCACCUAAAAGGCACAGGGUAUGCUGUGGUGGUAGGAGGGGACAUUUGUGAUGGCAUGGAAGAAUGGAUGGGAGUUAUGAAGUGGAGAGAGAAGUCAGAGAGCUAGGAAGGGAUGGAGGGUAUGGUCCAGGCAGAGGCAGCUUCAAGAAGAAAUUCCCAGAGGUAGAUAAGACCCAGGGUGUGUUCUUUUCAAGACAAAGGCAUCUGAAAUGAGAGAAAACUCUGAGGAAAUUGGCAAACAUGAUUAAAAAGAAAGGAUCAACUACAGUUUUGUUUCAGUUCAGUUCAGUCACUCAGUCAUGUCCGACUCUUUGCAACCCCAUGGACUGUAGCACUCCAGGCUUCCCUGUCCAUCACCAAAUCCCACAGCCUACUCAAACUCAUGUCCAUUGCAUUGGUGAUGCCAUCCAACCAUCUCAUCCUCUGUUGUCCCCUUCUGCUCCUGCCUUCGAUCUUUCCCAGCAUCAGGGUCUUUACCAGUGAGUCGGUUCUUUGCAUCAAGUGGCCAAAGUAUUGGAGUUUCAGCUUCAGCAUCAGUCAUUCCAAUGAAUAUUUAGGACUGCUUUCCUUUAGGACAGACUGGUUGGAUCCCCUUGCUGUCCAAGGGACUCUCAAGAGUCUUCUCCAACACCACAGUUCAAAAGCAUCAAUUCUUCGGCGCUCAGCUUUCUUUAUAGUCCAACUCUCACAUCCAUACAUGACUACUGGAAAAACCAUAGCUUGGACUAGACGAACCUUUGUUGGUAAGGUAAUAUCUCUGCUUGGUCAUAGCUUUUCUUCCAAGGAGCAAGCGUCUUUUAAUUUCAUGGCUGCAGUCACCAUCUGCAGUGAUUUUGGAGCCCAAGAAAAUAAAGUCAGCCCCUGUUUCCACUGUUUCCCCAUCUAUUUGCCAUGAAGUGAUGGGACUGGAUACCAUGAUCCUAGCUUUCUGAAUAUUGAGUUUUAAGCCAACUUUUUCACUCUCCUCUUUCACUUUCAUUAAAAGGCUCUUUAGUUCUUCUUCACUUUCUGCCCUAAGGGUGGUGUCAUCUGCAUAUCUGAGGUUAUUGAUAUUUCUCCUGGCAAUCUUGAUUCCAGCUUAUGCUUCAUCCAGCCUGGCAUUUCGCAUGAUGUUCAGUUCAGUUCAGUCGCUCAGUCCUGUCAUGUACUCUGCAUAUAAGUUAAGUAAGCAGGCUGACAAAAUACAGCCUUGACGUACUCCUUUCCCGAUUUGGAACCAGUCUGUCGUUUCAUGUCCAGUUCUAACUGUUGCUGCUUGACCUACAUACAGAUUUCUCAGGAAGCAGGUCAGGUGGUCUGGUAUCCCCAUCUUUUGAAGAAUUUUCCACAGUUUGUUGUGAUCCACACAGUCAAAGGCUUUGGCAUAGUCAAUAAAGCAGAUGUUUUUCUGGAACUCUCUUGCUUUUUUGAUGAUCCAGCGGAUGUUGACAAUUUGAUCUCUGCUUCCUCUGCCUUUUCUAAAACCAGCUUGAACAUCUGGAAGUUCAUGGUUCACGUACUGUUGAAGGCUGGCUUGGAGACUUUUGAGCAUUACUUUGCUAGCGUGUGAGAUGAGUGCAAUUGUGUGGUAGUUUGAGCAUUCUUUGGCAUUGCCUUCCUUUGGGAUUGGAAUGAAAACGGACCUUUUCCAGUCCUGUGGCCACUGCUGGGUUUUCCAGAUUUGCUGGCAUAUUGAGUGCAGCACUUUCACAGCAUCAUCUUUCAGGAUUUGAAAUAGCUCAACUGGAAUUCCAUCACCUCCACAACCAUUGUUCAUAGUGAUGCUUCCUAAGGCCCACUUGACUUCACAUUCCACGAUGUCUGGCUCUAGGUGAGUGAUCAUACUAUCAUGGUUAUCUGGGUCGUGAAGAUCUUUUUUGUAUAGUUCUUCUGUGUAUUCUUGCCACCUCUUCUUAAUAUCAUCUGCUUCUUUUAGGUCCAUACCAUUUCUGUCCUUUAUUGAGCCCAUGUUUGCAUGAAAUAUUCCCCUGGUAUCUCUAAUUUUCUUGAGGACAUCUCUAGUCUUUCCCAUUCUAUUGUUUUCCUCUAUUUAUUUCCAUUGAUCACUGAGGAAGGCUUUCUUAUCUCUCCUUGCUAUUCGUUGGAAAUCUGCAUUUAAAUGGGUAUAUCUUUCCUCUUCUCCUUUGCCUUUAGCAUCUCUUCUUUUCUCAGCUAUUUGUAAGGCCUCCUCAGACAACCGUUUUGCCUUUUUGCUUUCUUUCUCUUGGGGAUGGUCUUGAUCACUGCCUCCUGUACAAUGUCAUGAACCUCCAUCCAUAGUUCUUCAGGCACUCUGUCAGAUCUAAUCCCUUGACUCUAUUUGUCACUUCCACUGUAUAAUCGUAAGGGAUUUGAUUUAGGUCAUACCUGAAUGGCCUAGUGGUUUCCCCUAUGUUCUUCAAUUUAAGUCUGAAUUUGGCAAUAAGCAGUUCAUGAUCUGAGCAACAGUCAGCUCUCAGUCUUGUUUUUGCUGACUGUAUAGAGCCUCUCCAUCUUUGGCUGCAAGAAUAUAAUCAGUCUGAUUUCGGUAUUGGCCAUCUGGUAAUGUCCAUGUGUAGAGUCUUCUCUUGUGUUGUUGGAAGAAGGUGUUUGCUAUGACCAAUGUGUUCUCUUGGCAGAACUCUAUCAGCCUUUGACCUGCUUUGUUUUGUACUCCAAGGCCAAAUUUGCCUGUUUCUCCAGGUAGCUCAACUUCCUACUUUUGCAUUCCAGUUCUCUGUAAUGAAGAGGACAUAUUUUGGGGUUGUUAGUUCUAGAAGGUCUUGUAGGUCUUCAUAGAACCAUUCAACUUCAGCUUCUUCAGCAUUACUGGUUGGGGCAUAGACUUGGAUUACCAUGAUAUUGAAUGGUUUGCCUUGGAAACAAAGAGAGAUCAUUCUAUCAUUUUUGAGAUUGCAUCCAGGUACUGCAUUUAGGACUCUUUUGUUGACUAUGAUGGCUAUUCCAUUUCUUCUAAGGGAUUCUUGCCCACAGUAGUAGGUAUAUAAUGGUCAUCUGAGUUAAAUUCACCCAUUCCAGUUCCUCUUAGUUCACUGAUUCCUAAAAUGUCGAUGUUCACUCUUGCCAUCUCCUAUUUGACCUCUUCUAAUUUGUCUUGAUUCAUGGACCUAACAUUCCAGGUUCCUAUGCAAUAUUGCUCUUUACAGCAUCAGACCUUACUUCCAUCCCUUGUCACAUCUACAACUGGGUGGUGUUUUUGCUUCUGCUCCGUCUCUUCAUUCUUUCUGGAGUUAUUUCUCUACUCUUCUCCAAUAGCUACUGGGCAUCUACCGACCUGGGGAGUUCAUCUUUCAGUGUCAUACCUUUUUGCUUUUUCAUACUGUUCAUGGGGUUCUCAAGGCAAGAAUACUGAAGUGGUUUGCCAUUCCCUUCUCCAGUGGACCAACUGUCCACCAUGACCCAUCCAGGCUAAAUGAACUAGCAUUGUUGGGGCAGUAAUUUAUUUUCAAGCACAGAGGAGGGAAAGUGAGCAAACCACCCUACAAAUGAAAAACUUAUAAAAUUAAUUUUCUUAAGAAAGAUCCUUUUUUUUUGCCCUUGCAUAUCUAUUCUUUGCCUAACUUUUCCUGUACUGUCUCUAGGCCCUUUGACACACACUGAGUUGCAGCUCACCUAAUCUAACUCUAAAAUGUAUUGUGAGACCCCUCUAAACACUCCAUUAACUAGGCUCUCAACCAACACAAGAUUGAGCAGCUGCUUCCCUAGGCCUUGGGUGUCUGACCCAAUCUGUGUUUCAGUCAUGUGCUCUGCUGACUCAGAGCACACCCUGGUCUUCUCUCCAGAACACAACUCCUUGACCCCAUCUGGCAUUCUUCAUUAUUGAAGUGUUACUUCAAUAAGGCAUAACCCCCAGGUUUUCAUAUGAACUCUGAAUUUCAAAGAACAGAAAGGAGUAUUUUACAAAAUCCCUGUUACUCUUUCAGUGAAAAUUUGAAUUCUCAAUAGCUUUUACUCUGAAAAGUAAACAGUAUGAUUCAGUUUCACUUUCUAUUAAAGUACUUCAGCAACUAGCCCAUAUGCUGUUAUAGUCAGAGAAUGGUGACUUUUUAAAAAAUCUUUCCCUUUGAAUAAUUCCAUUCCCUUCGUACACUCAAACACUUAAAAUCCUCACUAGGCUUAAUAUAUUUAGUGGAAUCUCUAUAAGGUAUUAUUUAGCAUCUUCUCCUUACAGUCAUGUCCAAAAACUAGGUAAUUUUCCUACUCAUUAGGGAACAGGGUCCAUUCUCUAUAAAGAUUUACCUAAACUCAAGGAAAGUGAUACCAUUGUGAAGUUUUAAAAUCUUUAAGAGUUUCACAUUAUAAGCCCUGGUAGAAAAACAGGAGGUAGGAUGUCUAGAAGGCCAUCUCUGCUGGGCUGAAGGUGGAGUGAGGAGCAGGGGUGACUUUCAUCUGAAAUGUGCCUAGAAAGGGCUGAGUGAGGUUGAAACAGGUUCCUGGGGGCCUCUGAUGUCCAGGUUCUCUUCUUAAUGCAGUACCACCUAGAGCUAAGAGAUAUGGAACAGUGACUGUAUAGGGACGACCAAUGUGAAUGUUGAUGAAAUGUGUUCUUCUUCAAUAAAGCUUGUUUUCUGUGGGAAUUCCACAGAAUUCUGUGGGAAUUGUAUCCUUUUCCAAAUUAAAAUAGCAAAACAGGAACUUCGGUAAAACCUCAGCCAUCCAGCUCUCUGCUCUCCAAAUUUUCAAGCCUUUGCAUCUCCUACCUUCAGCAAAAACACUUGUGUUUCGGAAAACUGAUUGCCAGUGAAGCAGCAAGGAGGUGGAACUGGAUCACAGUACCUUUAGCUGAAAGCAGUGGCACCAAGCUCUUCCCUCCAAAGGAGCCUGCCUCGCCUCUGGUGGACCCAUGGAGGAAAGCCUGCUUCAAGGUGCUAGUUUUCAGUUUGCUUCCCAGCACCUCUGCAGUCAUAACUAAAGCAAAGGAGAAUAUUGCAUGACUUCAGAAGAAAGUCAGCCACCUUGCAACAUCUUCAGGAAAUUCUGCACUCCCCUAGGGCUUGCAAAACUCCCUAUGUCUUGCAGACCAAAGGCAAGAUCUCAGUCGCCUAGCUCUAGUUUGCAUAAAUAAAGAAAGUGGAAGCUGGUUAUUUUCUGGGUGACCCUUGACUCAACCAAGCUUAUAGAGCCUAUCACAAAAAUAAGACAGCAUAAACUGAAGUGUUGUAGCAGUGAAAACUUUUAUUAUUUACAUGGGCAGGAAAAGCCAGGUCCCUGGAUAGAUACCCAUCUGAGCCCUGACCUGCUAGGGUCAUACAGCCAAGACAGUGUUCACUUAACUAUAAUGUUAUUCUUUUGAGUUGGCAUACAAACAACAAAAUUUCAUAUAAUAAUUUGUAAGACAUUUCAGAGAAACGGAGUACUAAUAUCUUCUACUGUACCAUCUAUCUCCAUUUUUCAUAUGCAAAGCAUAGCCAAUGAUUUGUUAACUCACUCCCUCCCACAUUCUUACCUCUUUAUUUUCUUCCUCCCAUUAUCCUAUUAAUGUAUUAUCCAUCUUUGGGGGAAAAAAUUAAAACUGAAUUUUAAAACUGCAUUCGAUAUGGCCACAUGGUAGGGGAGAGAGUCCACCUUCAGAAGUCAAGCAGCUCUACCUCUUUUCCGCAGCAGGCAUCCAGAUAGAUUUCCUUUGCCAGAGUCUUGCAACUUGGGAAAAGGAUAUGAAAAGCCCUGCUGCUGCUGCUAAGUCGCUUCAGUCGUGUCCAACUCUGUGCGACCCCAUAGCUGGCAGCCCACCAGGCUCCUCUGUCCCUGGGAUUCUCCAGGCAAGAAUACUGGAGUGGGUUGAAAAGCGCUGGGCUGGUCUAAGUCCCUGACUAUAAGAAAGCACAAGACCCAGAGUUGACACAAGUUCAAGCCACUUUUAGCAGAGAGAUUGCUAGAAACCAGGUUUCAAACUCAUAGUCUAUGGCAACAAAAAAGCUCAAUGAGCUUUGAAGAGAGAGACAGGAGCACAAAAUAGGACUCUGAAUCAAAACCCACCUGGGAUCAGGGCAGCCACCCUGUCUGGGUGAGCUAAACUGAGAUUCCUCCACCUCCACCCCCACUUCCGUUUUAGAACAAGGGUCACUGCCACACAGAGAGCUGAACUUGUAGACAGGGUUUGGAUUUGAGUCAGAACAAUUUGGUUUUAAGGCUCAGAUAUUUCUGUUUGAAGCAUCCAGGCUUGGUUAGAGGUUAAAAGAUCAUGGGGCCACCAGCAGCCCUUGGUUUUCUAGAGUUUGGGAAAACAGCUCAGUUUCAUUAGAAAUUUCUCGGGGAAAACCUCUAGGACAGAGAAGGAAUGUUUACUAAGUGGAAGAAGCAGCAUUUGCUGACGACCUUUCUAACCCAUUUCUGAGAGUUUCAACUCAAUAAACCAGCAAACACAUGUAU